Sander lucioperca (pikeperch) is the source of this 795-nucleotide messenger RNA. RefSeq names its product homeobox protein engrailed-like ceh-16. The transcript is spliced from 3 exons. NCBI's taxonomy places the organism in Eukaryota, Metazoa, Chordata, Actinopteri, Perciformes, Percidae. Gene Ontology annotation, molecular function: DNA-binding transcription factor activity, RNA polymerase II-specific; RNA polymerase II cis-regulatory region sequence-specific DNA binding. The record is from RefSeq and is a predicted model, not a curated record. The coding region runs from base 16 to 696 and encodes 226 amino acids. Gene Ontology annotation, biological process: regulation of transcription by RNA polymerase II. Gene Ontology annotation, cellular component: nucleus.
AUCACUUCGUGAAUCAUGGACGGAGGCAGCAGAGUGUCCGACUUCAGCAUCGAGCGCAUCCUUUCCCCGCAGCUCGGACACAAGAUGCCGCCGGUGAUGGACUUCGCACCGGGUGGAUACUUCCAGGGGAUCCCCGGCGGGUAUUGGACUCUUUACCCCGGGAACCUCAGCCCUCCUGCCCCGGUCCCGGCCCUGGCCUCGGUCCGGGAUCCGGUCCCGGUCCCAGGCUGCUUGCAGUACCGAGGGAUGCGCUUUGUAGACGCCUAUCUCCCGUAUGGAGCAGCCGGUUUCCAUCCCACAGACUUCAGCAACAUGUACCCAAACUCCGGAGAGCGCAUGCGCUUCAGCAGCCAGGACUCUGCAGAUCCUCAGCAGUUGGCAGGUUACCAUGGUUACCAUCAGGCCGGGUUGUCCGAGCAGUCGCAGCUGCGUCAGAAGUCCCGGAUGAGGACGGUGUUCACCGACGGUCAGGCCAAGCGGCUCGAGGUGCUGUUCGCGCUAAGCGACUACCCGCUGGCGGAGACGCGCGCUGAGCUCGCGAGGAGCACCGGGCUGAGCGAGGAGACAGUCAGGAUUUGGUUUAAGAACCGCAGAGCCAGGAGGAAACGACAGUGCCACGGGUCAAAGGUCAAAUCCUCCUCCCCUUCGCCCAGCAGCGCCGGAGCCGAGAACAAGUUCUUCGCUUCCUUCCUCUGAACGGCGACAGACUGUCCAGACUGCUCAGGGACGCGUUAUUAUGGAUCCCACGUAACUUCUAGGCAAGUCCCGCCCUACGAGGCAGCCCGAUUGGUCGGA